CUAGGGUAUAAGCAGAUAGAAUUGAGAGAUUCGAAGAACGUGAAAGCUCUUGGAAAAAUAUACUCCUUUCAUAUCAUUUGCCAUUGGCAACAGAGUAGCUGAGCAAACCGCAGUCACGGAUCUUAUUGGGUGCCGAUUAUUUCAAGCCACUCAAUGCUCUAACACGACGGACGAAUCCUUCAACCGCAUGUCUCAAUGAGCGGUCGAAAAGCAAAAAAGGACGACGAUGAGUACGUUGAUAUCGACGAUGCUACAGAUACCCAUGAGAACGAGGAUGCUCAACAAGGUGGAUACUCCUGGGAAGAAGAGUACAAGCGCAGUUGGGAUGUCCUGCAAGAGGAUGCCGAAGGUCGCCUGAGCAGUGUGGUAGCGCAUUUGCAACAGCAAAUGAAACGAAGACGACUGCUACGAGACACAGCAACAGUUCAACGUGGUAUCAUUCGGCACUUGUUUCUUGUCAUUGAUCUAUCAGAGGCCAUGAAUGAGAAGGAUCUUCGACCGUCGCGUUUAGAAUUGACUUUGACAUAUGCAAGACAGUUCGUCACAGAAUAUUUCGAUCAGAAUCCAAUAUCCCAACUUGGCAUCAUUGUUAUUCGAGACGGUGUAGCGGAGAGAUUGACGGAUUUAAGCGGCAAUCCUACAGAUCAUUUGCGAGCACUGAAGAACAAGAGAAAUCAAGAAACGAGCGGUGAACCAAGCUUACAGAAUGCAUUGGAUAUGGCAUGUGCAAGUCUUGUCAAUGUUCCCAGUCAUGGAAGUCGUGAAGUGCUUGUGGUUUAUGGCUCGUUGACUACGUGUGAUCCUGGCGACAUCUAUGAUACCAUUGCUCAAUUGAAAAAAGAACAUGUACGUGUCAGCUUUGUGGGUUUAGCGGCUGAGAUACAAGUUUGCCGAACCCUGUGCAAGGAAACAAACGGGUCCUAUGGUGUAGUUCUCAAUGAAGCACAUUUCAAAGACCUCUUGUUUGAAGCUAUCCCACCUCCCGCAGUCACCCAAACCAGAAACACUUCAAAUCUGGUUAUGAUGGGAUUCCCGACCAAAUCAAAUGACCUUCAUCCAUCCUUUUGUGUAUGUCACUCCAAGCUGACGGUGGGAGGUUACAUCUGCCCCAGGUGUUCAUCAAAAAUAUGCGAAUUACCAACCGAUUGUGAUGUGUGUGGCUUAACACUGGUCUCAUCUCCUCAUCUGGCAAGGUCAUAUCACCACCUCUUCCCUGUAGAUAAUUUUAUAGAGGUGCCUUGGAGUGGCAUUAAUUCCUUGCAUUGCUUUGCUUGCCAAACCGCUUUUGACUCGUCGCCUCCUCCCGGCGCUGGAUUAGAAUCAAAUAGUGGAAGAUAUUCGUGUCCACGUUGCCAUAACCAAUUCUGUGUAGACUGUGAUAUCUUUGUACAUGAAGUAUUACAUAAUUGUCCUGGGUGUUGGGCGGCUGGAUCCAACAUCUCAACCGUGCAAAUUCAUUCCAAAAAGCAACCUGCUAUACAAAAUGAUGUUAUGCCUAUGCAAGGCGUUACUUCGUAAUUGGUUGUGUCAAUAAAAGGUACAUCUGAUCUAUCUCAUGCACUCUGUCAUGUUGUCACGAGUGCGAGGUAAAAACU
This is a messenger RNA of Umbelopsis ramanniana AG, 1595 nucleotides long. RefSeq lists its product as uncharacterized. Gene Ontology annotation, cellular component: transcription factor TFIIH holo complex; transcription factor TFIIH core complex. The transcript has 4 exons. The coding region runs from base 196 to 1518 and encodes 440 amino acids. Lineage: Eukaryota; Fungi; Mucoromycota; Umbelopsidomycetes; Umbelopsidales; Umbelopsidaceae. Gene Ontology annotation, molecular function: zinc ion binding. Gene Ontology annotation, biological process: nucleotide-excision repair; regulation of transcription by RNA polymerase II; DNA-templated transcription. The record is from RefSeq and is a predicted model, not a curated record.